Messenger RNA from Thlaspi arvense, 573 nucleotides. Lineage: Eukaryota; Viridiplantae; Streptophyta; Magnoliopsida; Brassicales; Brassicaceae. The record is from the annotation of a GenBank genome assembly.
AUGAGCUCCUUCACCACAAAAACUCCGCCACCGUAUCUCCGCCGUCCAAAUUACCAUAGCCGCUUAAACCUACCGUUCUCCGUCAAAUGCAGCGCCGGAGAAUCCCAACAAGACAGCUUCACUCGCCGGAGAACACUGACCUCACUUAUAACAUUCACGGCCAUCGGCGCUGCUGCCACGUCAUCAGCAUUAGCACAGGAGAAAUGGGGAACGAGGUCAUUCAUUAAAGAGAAGUAUUUUCAGCCGGGGCUAUCGCCGGAGGAUGCGGCCGCGCGUAUUAAACAGACGGCAGAAGGAUUAAGAGACAUGAGGGAGAUGUUGGACCACAUGUCGUGGAGGUACGUUAUAUUCUACAUAAGACUGAAACAGGCUUAUCUGUCUCAGGAUCUGACCAACGCCAUGAACAUCUUACCGGAGAGUCGCCGGAAUGAUUACGUUCAGGCGGCAAAUCAGCUAGUCGAAAACAUGAGUGAGUUGGAUUUUUACGUGCGGACGCCAAAGGUGUACGAGUCGUAUCUCUACUACGAGAAGACAUUGAAAUCGAUAGAUAACGUGGUGGAGCUUCUUGCUUAA